This is a messenger RNA of Mytilus trossulus (common blue mussel), 848 nucleotides long. RefSeq lists its product as uncharacterized. NCBI's taxonomy places the organism in Eukaryota, Metazoa, Mollusca, Bivalvia, Mytilida, Mytilidae. The record is from RefSeq and is a predicted model, not a curated record. The coding region runs from base 159 to 833 and encodes 224 amino acids. The transcript has 2 exons.
GAUAAAGGGAAAUAACUCAUUAUUUCAAGGGAAAAAAUAAUGAGCAGUAUUGUCAUAAAAUAGGACGUUAAGGUAAUAGUCCUAGAUUUAAAUUAACAUAAAAUACUCAGUUGUAGUAUGGAGACUAAAAAUAUGCAUCAUUUAAAGUAAAACAGAUUAUGUCAUCGAGAUUCACAGAAUUGUACAAAAAGAAAAAAGGAAAGAAGUCUAAACAUUUGGAGGACUCCAUAACCAAAGAUGAGAAACAUAUAGAAACAGUAAAGAAAAUACAAAAAAAUCAAAGUCGUGGUAAAACCUUAAAAGGACAAAGUGAAAAGAAGCAUGAGAAUCAUUCCUUAGAUCAAUUAAAAUUGUCUGAGAAGAAACAAAAGAAAAAUAAAAGAUCUGAGACUGGAAUUGAGAAGUCAUUUAAUGAUUCAAAAGCUGAAGCUACACCCAGUUCAAAGAAAAAGUUGAAAACUGAACCAACAAAUCCGUGUAAAUCCAAAGUUAAGACUGUAGCUGUUUCAAAAAUUAGUAGGAAAGAAAACCAGAUUCACAAAACUGACAAGAAAUGUAAAGAAUAUCAGAAAAGUAAGACUGGAAAAGUAGAAUCUCGGAAGACAAAACAAUCAUCAAGAUGGAAAACCAAACAUAAGCAGAAUACAAAUAAUAUGGCAUCCUGCAGUUCAAGUUGUGAAGGGUCCACUUAUUUUUCUGAAAAUUCUCUCAUUAAUCCACGAAGUUCAUCACAAAACAAACAUCAUAAUAACCACAGAAGUUGUUCCACAAAACUUCCAGGAGAUGAAAGCAGAGAAAAACAAGACAUGCCUGAUAUCCUUUUAAAAGUAUAAUUAACAUUGAAGUGA